UACUCUUGUAACCCAUGCGUACUCCAGAUGGUGCCCCUUCACAGUCUCCACCUUUGUAGGCGACCAAAUAGUGGAGAUUUUAACUCGUCUUGGAUUUUAGCGUGUUCACCAUUUCAAUGAGCCUCGCUGGAGCCAACAUCAUUAAUAGUAUGGAUCGCCAUGUCAGCCUUGUCGUCCUGAAUAGCAACUGUUGUUCCUUUCGUUCUCGUAGCGUCCACACGCCAAUGCUUCCAAAGUAAGAGCCAAAAAUCAUGAUGAGUGAAAAGCAGAUAGACGAGAAGGAAGUGAUUGACGACGCGAUCCUGGACCCGCUUUUUUUCCUGCUCUCUGCUCGCCGUGGCAUCGAGCGCGAUCCGCGUGUUCGCCAGACUGCGAUUCCAGACGUUUACACCGUCAAUUAUCGCGGGAAAUCUGGGGUCAAACCCAUUAACCGAACUCCCUUCAUUUCUCGAUUUAUUUGUGGUUUGGGGAGAUUUCAACCCAAGCGAGUCUUCCCCUUUUGCUCCCCCACGCUUAUCUCUGAGUUAACACCGGCUAGAUGGAGUAUGGUUGCGAGUGUCUUCGGACUCAUGCGGUCCAUAUGCGGCGUUAUCGAAAAGUCCAAAAUGGACACUGAAAGGCAAGUUUUCUCAAGGAAAUUUGAGGUCGCUCUCGCCUGCGCGGUUCUCAUGAGUUUGAUCUUCUUCUUCGCCAAACAGUACGCCCGACGCCACGCCGCCGCCGCGACACCUCCCCAGUAUGACCCAGAGUCGUACCAGUGCCGGCUAGUCACGGCCAUGAAGAGGAUAGAUCUACAAUACAAGGAGAUAACCACAGCGACGAUGUUGGAGAUGGAGAGCUACUGGAAGGAUGAAAGGGCCUUGUGCGAGCGGUUUCGCAUCGAUGGUCUUGUAGAUCCAGAGGAUGAACAUCUGAUCUAUGAUGUGGUGGUAAAAUUCUACGAAAAUGGGGGCGUUGUACUGCUUUUCCCCUCGGCAACUCCGUCGCAGCCAAAGCCGGGUGUGGUGAUUUCGAAAGUGUAGAUAGUCGAGAAUGAUAUGUUGAUGCAUAUCUUUACCCGAAACAUUGAAUUCUUAUCACGCUAUUUUAACACCUCGUGUCAGGCGGUUAUCAUCGGCCGAAC
Aspergillus alliaceus is the source of this 1123-nucleotide messenger RNA. RefSeq lists its product as uncharacterized. The transcript has a single exon. Bases 252 to 1022 code for a protein of 256 amino acids. NCBI's taxonomy places the organism in Eukaryota, Fungi, Ascomycota, Eurotiomycetes, Eurotiales, Aspergillaceae. The record is from RefSeq and is a predicted model, not a curated record.